This is a messenger RNA of Cephus cinctus (wheat stem sawfly), 3326 nucleotides long. RefSeq names its product nucleolar protein 58. Lineage: Eukaryota; Metazoa; Arthropoda; Insecta; Hymenoptera; Cephidae. The record is from RefSeq and is a predicted model, not a curated record. The transcript is spliced from 4 exons. Bases 505 to 1347 code for a protein of 280 amino acids.
UCGUAUUCUAAAUUUUAUAUCAGGCACAAUAUUUAUAUAAUUUUAUUAUUUCGGCUGCGUGAAAAAUGCACAAAUUACAAUAUUUUGGAAACUGAAAAAUAAUGGCUGAUGAAAAUAUGUUUACAAUGGUAAUGUGACAUAGUGAAUGUCAAGAAUAAAUCAUAUAACUACCAUUUAAAGUACGUACAGAUGAAAUGGUUUUUCAACUUACCUUGAAAUUUUACAUCGUUAAAAAGUUUAUACGGAAACAAAGUGCUCAAGAGCAUUGUUCGACCAUGUGAAAUUCAUAGUGACAUAACACAAACUGGCUAUGUUAAUAUGGUCUCACAAUAAAAGUACAUACGUCUUGCAAUCGUAUUAGCAUAUUAACACAGAAGCAGCACAGAUGGAAGGUCCUUUUCGUCAUGACCGUAAAUCCUUUCGGCUCGUUUAAUAAAGUUAAAAAACACGGGUAAUCCUCGUCUACGUAAGAAUUUAUUUGACGUCAUUCAAUUUCGAAGAAUCAUGUACAACGAAUGUUGCAAAUAUAAGAGAGCAAAAAAAAUUACUAUAAAAAAUUGUAAAAGAAAAAAAGCCCAUACAGUGAUAAAUGAUUACGAUUGCGAAUCGAAGGAACAGAUACCUCAGAAGAGCAAAAGACAUAAAAAAUCAAAAUCAAGAUUAUCGCCUGUACCCAAAAAUAAUCUCACGAAUGCCGAAAACAUACUAUUAAGAAUUCAACCACCUAUGGCCGAUAGAGAAAAAUACAUAAAUCCUCGUCAUGUAUUUUGUUUCCUUGAAGGACUAAAACAUCCUUGUCCUGUAACUCCCAAGACAAAGCCUUAUCCUGCUAAACCAAAGUCCAGAGAGCGCAUACGCGCCGCAACUACGAAGCAAGUAUCGUCGAAUGAAAAAAAUAAAACGAACAAAGAAAAGAAUGAGAAAAAAGUAGAAGAAAAUAAAGAAAAUAAAAACAAUCGGCCGAACAAAGGAAAUAAAAAGAAGGAGCAAAAGAAGGAGAAGAAAACUAGUAGCCGGCGGAAGAAUAAACGUGAGAAAGACAAAUUCUGGUGUUCCAAGGUAACUGAGAAGUCGACGAAACCUAAAGAAUCAGAAGUUGACGAGAACGACUACUGCAAAGAUACUAUUUGUUCUUUCGACAGUGAAGUUUAUCUCGCAGGUUGCGGCUUGACUAAAGAGGACAAAGAGAAUAUCGAAAAGAACCGACAACAGAAUAGUCGUCAGUCUGAUAAGAAAAACAAGAAUGUUAAAGAAGACGCAAACAGGGGCAAGAAUAAAAAGAGGAACGACAAUACGGAAAAUCUUAAAGAAGUAAACGCAACGAACGACAAAGAUUCAAAGGAGUAGUCCAUCUUCAUUACCAUUGUAUACAUACUCAUUCUCAGUGCAUUAAAUAUAAAAUUAAUCCAUAUCAAUUAUUCCCACGCAUUCUAUAUAUAAGGCUUUGAUAUGCUGUGUAUGCUGGUUUAUACUUCUUCCUCGUAGAUCCAGUUGGUUGGAGAUUCACUACGUUACCUAAUUAGAUAAUAAGACAGCUACGUCUUAUAUUUAAUAUACAUAUGAAAGAAUGAUAUGGAUAGUUGUUGCUGUGUAUGCCAUUAUCAAUGUAGCAUACUGAACUGUUUGGAAAAUGCUGAGAAUCCGAACGAGUUCAAUCGGAACGUCCCUUCAGUGGACGAACGGUCGUUGAUCGAAGCACCGGGAUUGCUGACAUCUAUUCAACGAAAAUUUGCCUCCUGGUAAAUGCUGGUCAGCGAAAUCACUUGAUUACAUUGAAGAUAUUGUAAUAUCGCUGAUCUCUGACACGUGUCGUGGAAAUAGUGACAAAAAUUAAUACUUACGGUAUAUCCGUAUAUUAUACUGAAUCGGAACUUGAGGAUAAGUUCUUAGGGAUGCUGUGCUACGCCAAUAUGCCAAUACGGUCUCCGAAGACCGAAAUGGAGAAAUGCAAGGCGAAGAUCAAAACUAUAUCCAUCCCUGAUAUUUGCCCUACAAGAGGAACGAGAGGAGUGGUGCUAGGAGGCACAAGUCUGCUGUUACAACCAUCAUCGAAAAGUAACUAUGUAACAUUGAAAAGGACAUUUUGUUGACAUGCCUUACCGAACACAUUGUCCGAGAUCCAAUCGUAACGUUUUAAAUAUGGGAAAAGGAAAAUCGACAUCGGUGAUCGAAUUGAAAAAUUAUAAGAAAAAAGUAUAUAACUUAACCGUUAUUGAAAUAUCAUAUAAAAAACUAUUUCAAUUAAACGGAUAGGUUAUUUACUUCAUAAGGUAUAUCAAUAGUAUCCAGUUAUCUAAUUGUCAGCAACGGUACGUACUACAGUUUUUCCAUUUACGAAACCUAUCUUGUUAUCUACUAUCUUGUUAAGCUAUAUUAUGGUAGAACAAAAGACAUUUAUAACGUCUUCGUAAUCCUAUUCGAUUCGUGUUCCUAUUCGUCUUCAUUUUCAUAUGAAAUAUUAAUUAUUUCUGCUUUAUUUACUUUUUAUAAGCAAUUGGUAGAUAUUUUAUUAAAUCUGAUACGCAAUUAAUUCAAAAGUAAUAAUACUCGAUGUGUGAGUUUCUAAGAAGGAACAUUUUGCAAAUUACUGACGUUUUCAUCCAGUUAUUACACAUAUCUACUGAAGAAAAUUACUGCUAAUUAUAAACACAUAAAGCUAUUCGUUGCACAGGACAUGCACUGCGAUCGGAUCAUUAUUAAUAAAGCAAAUGCAUAGGCAAUGAAUAUGUUCCAAAAGUCAUCGCAAUCGAUUUGAUUAUAACUGUAUAUAUUUAAAAUGAUUAGAUGACUAGUAUAAAUCGAUAAUGGAAAAUUAUAUUACCUGUAGAGUAUCGAUAUCAAGUUAAAGUUAUGCGAAAGGAUCUUGUUCGUACUGUUCAAUUCAAGGUAAGGCAUCUUGUACAAAUUUUGCCAUUAAUAUCAACUGUCUUUGUAUUCUAAAAAGUCAUCAUGUAAUAUGCUAUCAUUAAUAUAACGCUAUCGAUGAAUGCAACAGGUCAUAAAAUUAAUGCAUAAAGUACUGUACACCAGUAUGGCAAAAUGCGUCAUUGCGCGAUGCUAUCUAAACGAUUAAUCUUGCUACUUAUAUGAAAAUUGAUAUAAAUAUCUCCCUGAAAAUGAAUAAUUUAAUUAUCUAUAUAUGUAUACAUAGAUAUAUAUCGAAUAAUUGAAAGUUAACGAAUAACUUUCUUUCGUUCAAGGUGAAUUUGACGAAAGUUCAAAAAGAGAAAUGUUAACUUUUAAAAAUAUUUGAACCUAUAUUUUGUCACUUCAUUUUGUCCUCGAUAUUGAACUAUGGAAAAAUAUAUUAUUAUUGCGUAACUCAA